This is a messenger RNA of Penicillium mononematosum, 936 nucleotides long. RefSeq lists its product as uncharacterized. The record is from RefSeq and is a predicted model, not a curated record. The transcript has a single exon. NCBI's taxonomy places the organism in Eukaryota, Fungi, Ascomycota, Eurotiomycetes, Eurotiales, Aspergillaceae. Bases 1 to 936 code for a protein of 311 amino acids.
AUGGCGUUAGCCUUUCGUGAAGAGCUGCUAGAGGGGUACACUGACUUGGAACUGGCUCAUCACAUUGUAUCCUCACCGUCCUGCGCGCCUACGUCGCGGGUAUUCAACCUUUCCUCGAAUCUCAUAGCCAAGCAAUAUGAGCCUUCAGAGAUCGAAGAUGCUUUGAAGGCUAUCGAAAUUGCCAGCCAGCUUGGGAUCUGCGGUCCAUCCGUGCGAAAGACAAUUAAGAACAAAGAGAAUGCUUACACUACCAUUGAUCGGGCUGAGGGAACUACGUUGGACGUCGCCUGGAAGGAACUGGCCUGGUUCACGACAGUUGUGCUUGGUCUGCAGCUUCGCCGCUUCGUGAAGAUCCUCACGUCUGUUACCUCACCGACUGCCGGAUCGCUUGCGACAGGCGAAUGCAGGUCUUUCUGGCUAGACGAUCGCAACGGUCUUCCGGCGAAUUCUGGCCCUGCCGAAAUUGCCCACUUCUUUCGAUUCUGGGCGAAUUUUACGUCUAUGCGGCGAGCGAUGCAAGUCCCAAAGCAACCUCAAGUACCAGAUCCACCGGAUUUCACCGUGGAGGUGCCACUGACCAUCGAACCAUUUGUCUUGACUCAUCAUGAUCUCACGCCACGCAACCUUCUAGUUUCGCCUUCUGGUCGGCUUUCGCUCCUCGACUGGGAUUUGGCUGGUUUUUAUCCUGUGACUUUUGAGUACGCAUCCAUGUACAAUUUCAACAUUCCGCAGGACUGGUGUUUGAUGGCCCGUUUACGGUGGCAUCUAUUUGCCUGGAUCGGGGUCGGCUAUCAUGAAGCUGACGCUCGCCUGCUACGAAAUAUGCGUUCUAAAUUCACGCAAUUCGCCAUCGGAAGGAGAUACGAACUGCUGGAAAAAGGAGGCUCAAGAUACCCCGUGAAUUUAUUUUUGGUGAACUCCGCGCAACUUAUUUAG